Messenger RNA from Chlamydomonas reinhardtii, 2868 nucleotides. RefSeq lists its product as uncharacterized. The coding region runs from base 111 to 1748 and encodes 545 amino acids. Lineage: Eukaryota; Viridiplantae; Chlorophyta; Chlorophyceae; Chlamydomonadales; Chlamydomonadaceae. The transcript is spliced from 5 exons. The record is from RefSeq and is a predicted model, not a curated record.
GGCUUGCGAUAGGAAUAAGCUUGCACGCACUUACAUAGCAUUGUAAUGGUUAACUGACAAAGCAUAGGCCCAAAUGUAGUGAGCGUGCGCAAGUGCAGCGCAACAAAGCUAUGCAACAACACGCGCUCACACUGAGGUUCCUUGACGCCGGUCUGGAAACACGAUAUCGCUCGCAAAGACUGCAAGCCUUUUUCCGGACGCUAGACACAAGAUACCUGGCAGCGCAAUCCAUCCUAGCAGCAGGAUUCUUCAUUUCACAGCCACUGCUGUUCCCGUCGAUAGACUUCCAUUGGGCUAAUGUAGCAUAUCCAGCCGUGUGCAUCAUCAACUGGCUCCUGAUUUCGCGGCUGCUGCCUCGGUGCUGGUAUGAGCGACACCGCCACGGCCUGCAGCUGACUUUCAGGGCACUCGUGGACUGCCUAGUUGUCGUGGGCCUGCCAUACUGGUCACCGCCCGUGCCUGUGCGGUCGCUGGGCACAUUCUUCACACACCUAGUGCUGACGUCAGGCGCUGGCACGCUCAUAUGGGCCUCAAUAGGCUGGCCGCUGCUGCUGCAGCACCAUCUCCCCUACAAUCUGGCGGCUGCCACGGGGUUCUCAGUCUUCGUGGCACCGCACGUGUGCUCCGUGAUCCAUCAGAACGCCUUGGGAGGCGCCUACGUCCGCUCCGCCUGGGCCGCGCUCGGCCGCUUAGGGGUGCUAUCCUCGCAGCUGCGCGCACUGCUUGUGACACAGCUGCCAGUAAACGCUGUGAUCCCGGCAUUCGGCGGUGCCGGCGGCAGUGGUGCAGCGGGCGGCCUUGAAGCUGGAAGCACAGCCAACGCUGGCGCCCCGCUGACAGACGUGACGGCAGGGGCUGCGGGUGCGUGUGUGUUCAGCGGCCCAGACCAGGACCCAGGCGCAGGCACAGGCGCAAGCUUGGGCGCCGGUCACGGAUGCGUGUUGGGGCGGGCGCCAGGCGCGGGUGGCUGGGCGGCUGCGGCAGCGCUGUCGGAUGCACCGGCGAUGGCGCUCGUCCAAAGCGCGGGGGAGGAAGGCAUGUGCCUGGCCACCGUGACCCUGGCGCAGCUGCUGUUCGGGUUCGUGUUCCCCACCAUUCUUGUGUACGUGCUGGAGGGCUACUCGCGUGACUACUUCUGCCAAGCCGUGGCGUACGGCGGGGCUGCAGGCAGCGGCGGCUGGGGCGGAGGCAGCAGCCGUGUGGGCGGCGCGACGAGCAGUCGCACCGGUAGCAGGCGCAGCAGCGGCGACGGUGGCGGCGGUGCGGGCGAGGGCAGCCAGGGAGAGGCAGAGCCGGGUGCUCAGCGGAGGCGAGGUAACGGGCCGGCCGCCGCAGUAGAUGCGGCGGCAAGCCCUCGGGUUGCGCGGGAAGGUGCCGCUGGUGCUGUGGGGGCCUCAGAACGAGGGCAGCCCGGCCCCCUGCAAUCGCGGCCGCUGCUGCUGCUGCCCACAAGUGAGCGGGGGCUGUGCGCGGACCUGGACCUUCUGCAGCGCGGGCUGGGCGGGCUCGUGCUGGUCAUGCUGGUGCUGCUGCUGUGGGAGCUGCUGCUGUUCCUGCACUUCCUGCUGCUGCCACAGCUGCUUCGUGCCGCAAUGGCGGGCGGCUACCUGGAGGGUGCCGUGUCAGCCGCCGCGUCUGCAGGCGCGAUGCCAGUGGCGGAGGUGGCGGCGACGGGCACGGCGGCGGCAGCAGCGGUAGCAGCAGAGGUGGCAGCGGCUGCUGCCGGCGCCGCUGCUGGAGAACUGUAGACUGCAUUGCCAGUGAAGGCGGCCUGCGGAAUGUGUUAUAAUGCCUUAGUCUUGUACUGAACACUACUUGUUGUGCGAGUGCGAGUGUAAGGUGCCAGCCGCAAGGCGUCAUCAUGCCGGGGAUCACCUUGAUUGCGUCCAUGCUUCCUGAUGCAGAUUGCCAGGAACCUUGCUUGUGAAUGCAAGCAAGGGAUGAUGCACUGCAUCCGCGAGGGUGCUUCACGCAUCUUACUAGGCAUCAAGUGAAAUGCAACCGAGACUGCCUUGCGCUUCGCUCUUGUCGUUUCGUGCGUCAUUGGUUUUACAAUCAUGCAGUCUCUCCUGCCCACGUGUUGUGAUCGGAUGCAUGCGACUAUCUGAGUGCGCGUUCUCGUGUACAUGUUUACAGGAAGGACGGGGGCGGAGGAACUUUGUGGUGAACUGCUCGCCCAAGAUGAUGGCUUUGGCCGGUUUGUUGGAGACAUGGGUGAACGGCCUAAUUGAUCCAUGAGUACUGCGGCUGUUUUUUUGCGCUGUGCUGUGUCUGCUGGAACAGUGGUUACACCUGAUGGUCGGAGGCUGCAUUAACCGACCCCAGCUUCGUCCGGAAGAUGAAGUAGGAUCGAAGCCUUCGGCCUCAGAUGAUAGACGCGUGUGCGCUCGGCUCACAGCGCCCGUGGCGCUCACGGAGGCAACCUCUCGUGUCAGCCUUGAAUUGGCAAGUGUGGAGUAGCAACGUGGGCGCUGCUAGGAUGGAGGUUUAGUGACUUGCUUCGUACUGAGAGACGAGCAACAACCGAUAGUGAGUCAUGAGUGAUUCCUAUGCAAGUAUUGCAACAAGCUGUACCAGGGGACCCCUGGGCGGCCUGGCGUGGCUGAGGGCCGGUAAGCGGCUCUAGCGGCCAACACCGCAACACGUGCCAGCAUGAUGUGAUGAUGGCAUAACGCGCUGUGGCAGGGGUGCGCUAUGGUUAGGAUGUGGCUGUCGUCAGAAGUGUCCCACUGCCCCUGGCACUGGCGGCAGGGGACUUGGCGGGAAACACUGGGCGGGGCCCGUGGCUGCCCGUGUCGCACGUCGCGCAAAACCCAGCAGCUUCCGCGCCCGCCUGCUUUGACCUACACCAUGUAAACUGCAUCUGUU